Molecule: messenger RNA, 1015 nt
Organism: Leptidea sinapis
Lineage: Eukaryota; Metazoa; Arthropoda; Insecta; Lepidoptera; Pieridae
Gene: Pcmt
Product: protein-L-isoaspartate(D-aspartate) O-methyltransferase
Exons: 7
Coding region: 138-860 (240 amino acids)
Biological process (GO): protein modification process
Cellular component (GO): cytoplasm
Molecular function (GO): protein-L-isoaspartate (D-aspartate) O-methyltransferase activity
Source: RefSeq, a predicted model, not a curated record
UUAGUGUCAUUAUUCUAAGCGUAGAGUACUUAAUGUUCUGUGAUCGUGUGUCAAAUUUAGAUUUUUUAACCGGAAUUCUAAAGUAAAUCAAAAUAUAAUUUACGCGGAAUAUUAUUCAGUCUAAAUUUUGAACAUUUAUGCUAUCAUUUUUAUUGAUCAGUUUCUUUUGUGCAAUUAUGGCUUGGAGAAGCCAUGGAGUUAACAAUGCGGAUAUGAUUCGUAAUCUUCGUGCUAAUGGAAUAAUCAAAACGGACGCAGUUGCAAAUGCGAUGCUUGCUGUUGACAGAAAGAAUUACUGUCCUUAUACACCAUAUCAGGAUGCACCACAAUCUAUUGGAUACUCAGUUACAAUAAGUGCCCCACAUAUGCAUGCUCAUGCAUUGGAAAUAUUGAAAAAGCAACUUGUACCUGGUGAGAAGGCAUUAGAUGUUGGAUCUGGAUCUGGUUAUCUAACUGCAUGUAUGGCCAUAAUGCUGGGCGAAAAUGGACGAGUUAUUGGUAUUGAUCAUAUUCCUGAACUAGUGGCAUUGGCAAAUAAAAAUAUACAGAAUGAUAACUUUGAUUUGCUAAAAUCAGAGAGAAUCAAGCUUAUAGUUGGAGAUGGUCGUCUAGGAUAUCCCUCGGAGGCUCCAUACAAUGCUAUUCAUGUAGGAGCAGCUGCACCCACUCUUCCUGAGGCAUUGGUGGAUCAAUUAAAGCCCGGAGGACGUUUGAUUGUACCUGUUGGACCUCAGGGUGGUGAGCAACAUUUGACUCAAGUUGAUAAAAAUAGAGAUGGCUCUACAACAGUCAAGAAGCUCAUGAGUGUCAUGUAUGUUCCUCUGACUGACAAGAAUCACCAGUACCGUACAUGGCGUUAACAACAUUUCUGAUGUAUAAAAUUCAAACCAAAAAUUUUAUUUUUCAUGAUUUUUUGUUAUAUAAACCAAAUUCUUUUUUUUUUAUAAAUUUUGUGAAUAAAAAAGGCUUAUUUGACAUGGUAACAACUUAAAACAUAAACAACGUGCAAAGUAAA